Molecule: messenger RNA, 679 nt
Organism: Beta vulgaris subsp. vulgaris (sugar beet)
Lineage: Eukaryota; Viridiplantae; Streptophyta; Magnoliopsida; Caryophyllales; Amaranthaceae
Product: WAT1-related protein At3g30340-like
Exons: 3
Coding region: 77-679 (200 amino acids)
Cellular component (GO): plasma membrane
Molecular function (GO): transmembrane transporter activity
Source: RefSeq, a predicted model, not a curated record
GGCAACACUCACUUAGUACCUGAACCUUCUCGGGACCCAACACACAUCUGCUGCCUUUUCCAGUGCAUUCACCAAUAUGAAUCCUGUAUUUACUUUUCUUUUGGCUUUGCCACUAAGGCAAGAGAGUGUGAACUUGAGAACCAAACAUGGGAUGGCUAAAGUGUUAGGUUCACUUACUUGCAUUGGUGGAGUUAUACUGCUCAUCUUUUACAGAAGAAUUUCACUAAACAAAGCAACUAACUAUUCAGGAAAACCCACAUAUAAUGCUAGUAACUUGAGUAUGGUUACAAAAGUUGGAAGCAAGGAAGAAUGGAUUGUUGGAUCAAUUUACCUUUUGUUAAGCAUCAUAUGCUGGUCUGGAUGGUUUCUUAUGCAAUCGAGGAUUGGCAAGAUAUACGGACGUAAAUACUCUAGCACAGCCUUGAUGUCAGCUUUUGGUGUUGCUCAGUCUGCAAUCUUAUGUUUUGCCAUCAACAGAGACACUACCAUUUGGAUUCUAAGGGAAAAGCUACACAUCUUUACUGUGUUAUCUGCUUGUAGAAAGCUUUUUAACAAUAAGGCAGAAGCUUUUUCAUUUUUCUUCCAGCUUCUUUAUCAUUACUCCAGUUAUUUAUUAGCUGUUCUAAUUAUUGGUCGUGAGGGUAGAGAUUCGGAUGACUUGGAUCCUGAUCAGGCCUGA